Penicillium taxi is the source of this 321-nucleotide messenger RNA. RefSeq lists its product as uncharacterized. Bases 1 to 321 code for a protein of 106 amino acids. Lineage: Eukaryota; Fungi; Ascomycota; Eurotiomycetes; Eurotiales; Aspergillaceae. The transcript has a single exon. The record is from RefSeq and is a predicted model, not a curated record.
AUGCGGAUCCACGAGCCGCUUGAUCAAAGUCUGCUUGAGAGAGCAUACCGCGAUACAAUUGUUCAGCGAAUGAUGACAGCGGAUGGAAAACAACCGGCACAGAAGUUCAACCGCUCAGAUUUCAAAAUCGCCGUUAACCAAUACUACGGCGUGAGCAGAGAUGGCAUGACCUUUUGUCAUGAUCUAGGGCGCUGGUUGACCAAAGACAAAGUCAAGGCUGCCCACAUCAUACCAAAGGGUAUGUCACCGGGUGAGCUAUCACACAUCUUCGGAGAUAAUGACACGGUUGCUACACUUCCUGAGAAUGGUAAGACCCCAUAA